UGCUUUAGACGCAAUGUUGGCUAAUCUCCAAAAAUAGCACACCAACUGAAGCUCUUCCUACAGUCGAUCAUCCGCUACUGAGCUUUGUGUGGAGAAGAGAAGCAUACGAUGUCGUUUAGCUCCUCUGUUUCAUCUGCCCAGCCUCUGUCUAUGGUCGCCAAACCUUUCGGAUCAUCUAAGCCUUUAGCGCCUCGUAUCUCUGCUUCUGCCGAUGUCCCUGACUUUCUCUCUGCUGAUUGGCUUGAGUCCCGUAGGAAAAAGCCAUUUGGUCCAAGAUUAAGUUUCAGUGCAGAUGAAGCAGUUCGCCACCAGCUUGAUGCAUUGAAAUACAAUGACCAGCCUCAUCAAGAUUAUGGAGUUGAAGUCAUGUACAGAUUUGCUGGAUUUGAUCCCUUUCAAAGGUCUACCUACUUCGGGCGCUUUUUUGACUUGGGUCAGUUUGAACGAUUCAGGCGAAUUUUUCAUCAUUCGACUUAUCGGGUGUUGCUUGGCCAUCAGGAGAGGGAGAUUUUGAGCAGUUUGCAUGUAAAUGAGAAUUUGUAUAAGCAGCGUAUCUGGGUCCGAGGUACUCGACCCGAGGAAGAAGAAAUCUUCCAAUUCACCAUGGUUCAGGUGAUGUAUAUUGGACAAACAAAUUAAAGAGAGACUGCAAUGCUGCAAUAGAAGUUCGUUAACAAGAGAAAGCUGUUUUGCUUGUGGAGAACGUAGUUAUUGAAUUUAAUUUAUUUACGUUGAAGGCUACAUUAUCCUGUUUCCUCCUUUGCCUUGACAUAGGCAUGUAAAAUGAGUGUGACAUGUACUGAUGUACAUAGGCACUUCAUAUUGGAUUGUUUAAAACUGAACGUGAAUAUGUACCCAUGCCCUAGUCCACAUGCAUAGACUAAGGGCUCGUUUGAUACAAGGAAUAAGGGAUAAUUAAUCUGGAAUUAAA
This is a messenger RNA of Nicotiana tabacum (common tobacco), 931 nucleotides long. RefSeq lists its product as uncharacterized. The record is from RefSeq and is a predicted model, not a curated record. NCBI's taxonomy places the organism in Eukaryota, Viridiplantae, Streptophyta, Magnoliopsida, Solanales, Solanaceae.